Molecule: messenger RNA, 3798 nt
Organism: Mus musculus (house mouse)
Lineage: Eukaryota; Metazoa; Chordata; Mammalia; Rodentia; Muridae
Gene: Cdin1
Product: CDAN1 interacting nuclease 1
Exons: 13
Coding region: 1085-2143 (352 amino acids)
Biological process (GO): erythrocyte differentiation
Cellular component (GO): cytoplasm; nucleus
Source: RefSeq, a predicted model, not a curated record
AAGCAGAUUUUCUUCCUUUUGCUCAAAAUGGGAGAGAACACAUAUCAUACGCCCACCUUAGAAACAAAGGUUUCAAAAAACCAAACCAAACCAAACCAAAUAUAUAGAUGCUCUAAUAUAUUAACUCAGAAGUUCGUAUUUCUACACAUUAUUGGGCACUCACUAUUGUGGGGGCCAGGAAUUUACUUCUUUAUGUAUGCGAGAGUGGAAUUGACAUUCUACUGCCAGUUGUUUUAAGAUGCAGAAUUUAAGUUCUCAACAAAACCAGCAUUGCUUUCCACCAGAGAAUUUAAUGCAGAAUUUAAGUUCUCAACAAAACCAGCAUUGCCUUCCACGGGAGAGGCUGAAGAACUUUCCCAGCACAGGCGAAACCGCUGGUUUGCAGAGAUCCUGUUCGCUGCUUAGCUUCCGCUCACCUUGCUCCUUUGCAGGCCAUCUGCUCAGAGCGGCAGAACUGGGCGUGUCGGAAAAAAACACAUUCAAAUCCCGCGCUCCACCAGAGCACUUCCGGGUUUCCAACUCCAGGCUGGAAAAGCAUCCCUGUGACCCGAAACGGGCCGUCUGUGUUUCUCGCAGCUGGCAGAGUGUCUUCAAUGAGCGUCUGGGUUCCGAUCUCAGGGAGGUGUUGCUGGGGACACCUGCCCCUAAAGACGCAAAAAGAAUUCGGUACGCAGCCGCCACUUCCUGGUUGCUUUGCCCUUACCCAAGAUGGCGGCUAGUUGCCUUCGGCCCGGCUUACUGCGGCUGCUCAGUACACUCUGCUGGCGCAAAUAGUUCUACAGCCCGCCUCUCCCGCGGAGGUGAAGCCUGGGACGCUGCGUGUCUCCGCCCCGCGGUGCAGCUAGGGGGGUGUGCUUUGGGGGCAUAAGGGAUAGCUAAAUAAGUGGAGGGCCCAGGGUCGUACCGCGCUCUGCCCUUCCCUAGGUUCUAGGCACCAAGCCCGCACGAGCCCAAGGGUGAUUUUUCCUUGGGCCCAAUAUGAUACUAACCAAAGCCCAGUACGAGGAGAUAGCCCAGUGCCUAGUGUCUGUACCGCCCACUAGGCAGAGCCUGAGGAAGCUGAAGCAGAGGUUCCCCAGCAGAGAUGAACUGGCAGACUUGGAGACAUAGUCCCUCCAACUUGCUCCCUCGUCCUUUUCUCUGCAGUCAAUCGCAGGCCACUCUGCUGAGCAUCUUCUCCCAGGAGUACCAGAAACAUAUUAAAAGAACACAUGCCAAACAUCACACUCCAGAAGCGAUUGAAAGUUACUACCAGAGGUACCUGAAUGGCGUGGGGAAAAACGGAGCAGCCCCCGUGCUCUUGGAGCUGGCCAAUGAGGUGGACUAUGCACCCUCAUUAAUGGCUCGGAUUAUCCUGGAGAGAUUUCUACAGGGGCAUGAACAGACUCCACCCUCCAAGUCUGUUAUAAACAGUAUGCUGCGGGACCCUUCUCAGAUUCCAGAUGGAGUUCUAGCAAACCAGGUCUAUCAGUGCAUCGUGAAUGACUGUUGCUAUGGACCGCUGGUGGACUGCAUCAAGCACGCUAUUGGCUAUGAGCAUGAAGUCCUGCUGAGAGACUUGCUUCUGAAGAAAAACCUGUCGUUCCUAGAUGAGGAUCAGCUCCGUGCAAAGGGCUAUGACAAAACCCCAGACUUCAUUUUACAGGUGCCAGUUGUAAUGCUUUGUCCCUUAGCUGUGGAAGGGCACAUAAUUCACUGGAUUGAAAGCAAAGCCUCAUUUGGUGAUGAAUGUAGCCACCACGCCUACCUGCAUGGCCAAUUCUGGAGCUACUGGAAUAGCGCUGGGCCAGACAGGCAUCCAGACCCUGGCUGUCAAGUUCAGUCGUCCUCUUUGACUUCUCCACCAAGAGAUGAGGGCGAGUACAUUUUGAGUGACUGUGAAAUCAUGAUCUGUCCUUGUCUGCACUGCUCCUGCUUCUAUAGAGGUUUGGACCAGGCCUGGUCAUCUAUUGGUAUGGAUUUAUCCAGGAACUGGACUGCAACCGGGAAAGAGGCAUCCUGCUCAAAGCCUCGUUCCCCACAGACAUCGUCACCUUAUGCCAUAGCACAGCUUGACCCCGAAGAUCCUGGAAGAGAAGCCGGAAGCAAUGUUACUUUCCUGCAGUAUAAACUGCUGGCAGCAUCUGCCCUGAACUUGAGAUGAACCCUUGCUGCCGUCGCAGCCCUACCUCUAGACAAACAUAUCAGGAGUUUCUGUUUUCCUUCAUCCCUGGGUGAUGUGAAUAGCCAAGAACUGCAGACACAACCCACUCAUUAUCAGCAUUUCUGUCUCUGACAAACAGUUAGUUUAUAGAUAGUCAUAAUCUUGCUUCCUUCCGAAUGCUUUCUCCUUGUAUACUGAACAGAAGAGAAAGUAUGGAGACUGCAAGAUGUGAGUUUUCACUUCUCCUCCCUGUGAUCAAAUAUUUUUUCUUCUAACCCUCCAUUCAUAUUCUCUCUCUCUCUCUCUCUCUCCCUCUCUCUCUCUCUCUCUCUCUCAUAUUCUCUCUCCCCCUCCCCACCCCACCCCCGGUCUCUUGGCGGGUACACUGGUACUGAGUGUUGCAUUACCGGGGAAUAACCUAGCACAAUCCUAGAAAAGCUGGAGACAGGAAGUCCGUAAGUAAAUGUUCCUUCUCACCUGGGGCUCAGCAGAGGCCGCCCGGAGUCUUUCUGUGGAGCCUGGUGGCCUCCUGACUUCUGUGGCAUUCAGCCAAGCUGCACAAGUCCCCCUCGAUGAGAAUUUCCUCUUUUCAUAAAGUUGAUGUGAACACCAAACCCUUCACAAGGCUGACCUCCUCUUCAAGUAUGAGUUGCCGCUGUGUCUGGAAAACCAUGCUCCUCUAGCUGGGGGCUGCAGCAGAGGACUGCACCCCGGCCUCUGGUCUGCAGUGGCCCUCUAAAGCAGACUGGCGGCCGGCAGGAACAACCUUAGCAGCUAUCAUUAUGAGAUUUUUUUUUAAAGUACAUUCAUACAUACUGCUUUGAGUCUGCAUUUUAUACCACAUAAUUGUUUAAUACUCAAAUGAUUCAGACAUUAUAAAUAGUCAGCUUUGAAUGAAUUAAGUGUACCAGAAAAGUUCUUGAGUGAUUUUUAAAUAAGCAAUAUAAAAGAGAUUUUGCAUUUAUUCGCUUUCAUUUCUUUAGUUUUAUAUACUGCAGACCAGGCUUCGGUCAGAAGCAAAACAUCAAUAAAAUAAUUAUAAACCUAUCUUUUGGGAAAUUAAAAACUAAUCUGCAUCUCCCCAAAAAAUGUAUUUUGUAGAAAAAAUUUGCCCCCAUGCUUAUAAAAUGUAGCUUUUAUAAUGUUGAAUAGAUUUUAGAAACAAACACCGUAACUCAUACGUUGGUUGGAUCCUUUUGUACCUGGUUAGUGAGAAACUUGGUCUGUUGCCUUCCUCCCAAGGGUCACAAGGGUGGCAGGUCCAAGACAGGAUUUUCAGCUCUCCUGAGAGAGUACAGGAAAUCACGGGAGAGAAGGUAGGGUUAUGGGUAAGGCAGUGUCAGGCAAACGCCUGUUUCCACCUAGAAUACAGCGUGCAGGUUUGGCGUAUGAAAUAGAUGAUUGAAGACCGCUACUACAUUGCCUGUAUACACAGUUUAAAGAAAAACAUUAAAAUCUGGUUUCAUGGCAUGCCCUAAGUUACCAGUUUGGUUUGUUUGGGUUUGGUUUGGGGGCACGGGGGGAGCAGUAAAUUACAUGCACCUGCACAGAUGUUGGCAGUCUUGCUAAACCCUUGUCAGAGAUUUGCUUGUUCCAACAUUAGCCUAAUUUAUGAUGACCGUUCACUAAUAAAAGGUGCUUUCGUUUGCCAUUUA